Messenger RNA from Marasmius oreades (fairy-ring Marasmius), 2346 nucleotides. RefSeq lists its product as uncharacterized. The record is from RefSeq and is a predicted model, not a curated record. The coding region runs from base 162 to 2111 and encodes 649 amino acids. NCBI's taxonomy places the organism in Eukaryota, Fungi, Basidiomycota, Agaricomycetes, Agaricales, Marasmiaceae. Gene Ontology annotation, molecular function: protein binding. The transcript is spliced from 10 exons.
CAUCAUUCCAAUGGUCGACCAGCGCGUCAGGUUACGGUCCGGACGUCUUUUGAUUUCGUUACCAACACUUUUCCAUUUCUCUUCCUGUAUCUCGACCUGCCCUCGAGCUUCAAUCCUGAAGAAUCGAUUAUCACCGUUUCUCAACUGACCAAUUCCCAUCAAUGGCGAAAAAGCGGAAGUCAGUGGCAUCGACUACAACGAAAAACGAUGAAGCGACGGAACGAGAUGCUGGUGGCGACGGCGGCGUGAAGAAGCAAAAGAGGUUACCUAGAAGGCAGGGUGCUCUGCGGUACAUCAUGGAAAUCCCGCUAGACGUGCUUUUCGAGAUCCUCGGAUAUCUGGAUCCCAUCGAUGUUUUGCGGUUGUCAAGGACAAGCAAGGACCUUCGUCGAAUUCUACUCUCGCGCUCAUCAGUGUCUGUGUGGAAAGCUGCACGUACGAACCUUGGAGUUCCCGACCCAAUUCCCUCGAUGAGUGAGCCAGCGUUUGCAAACCUUCUGUUUGACCCUCAUUGUCACUUUUGUCUGACCGCAACCGUCCAUAACAUUGCAUGGAAUGCCAGAUUGAGAUGUUGCAAAGCUUGUCUGCCCAUUCACUUUGCCUCUGCGGCACAGAUUCAAGCUCGUGGUCUUCUUACCGACCUGUGUCCAGAGAUCUUGUGGAAAGCGAUUCCAUACUACCCUCUGGACAAUGGCUCUUGUGGUCAGAGACGAUGGCAUAAAGUGGACGAAGUUUACCUCAUUUCAGGGGCAGAAGAAGUAUCGCCUCAUGCGUCUCGUAUGCCGACCGACUCGGAAUCUACGAAAUGGAUGGUCAACAGGCUGGAAACUCUUCUAGUUGAUAUAGAGCAAUCCUCAAAAUGCAAAAAAUGGAUGGAGCAGCGGAAUGCCGAUCGAGGGAGGGAAUUAUUUGAUGCACGCGAGUCGCGAUACAACGCGAUUAUUGUCAAGUUGGAAGCUAUGGGUUGGGAACAUGAGUUGACUUUCGCACAGGGACGUCAAGAGUUGAAACAGCACAAAUUUGUGAAUCAGCCGAAACCCUUGACGGAUCGAAUCUGGCAGAAUAUCAAACAACCUCUCGCGGAGUUCAUGCAGACCAUUAAAGCCGAACGCCUGAAACGUGAACACAAGGAGGUAUGCCAGAAACGGUACAAGCUCUUGGCUGACAUUCUUCGGGAAAGGGAAAGUACGCUUACUGACGAACUGGUGAUGCCUUCCUCCAUUGAUGUUUCCUGCUGGAAACCUGUCAAAUCUGUUAUUGAAGAUCUACCGACGGAGGCUGGAGCUGAGGAUUCCAUGUUCAAUGAAAUACUCGAGGAACUCCCGCUGUUUAUUCAGGAUUGGAAUCGUGAAAAAGCUCAAGUACUGCUCGCCGCUCUUCAGGUACACGACCCUGAGGCGACAGAAGCCGAUCUUCGCUUAGCUACGUCGCUAUUCCGAUGCCAGCAUUACCUCUGCAUGCGAACCAAGGUGGCUUCGUUCCCCGCGAUUUUAUCCCAUCGACCCUUUCACCGUGGCUGGUCUUCAACCUCUCCACCCCUUGCACCAUGGUUAUCACAAAGCGCUCAACUUUCGUCGGACUGUAUCUUCAAAUUGCAUAAAACAGGCUCUCAGAACACCCGAAAGGUGAUGGAGUUAUGCGGUUUGGACUGUAUGUCGACUACUACCGAGGAGAUGCUUGUGAAGAACCCACUCGUGGAAUGUAAAGACUGUACUACCGAAGCUGGUGUGCGAUUGUUCAUGCGGUGGACGAGAGCGAUCACUCAUGGACAUGACGAUAACCCUGAAGCCCCUCAUUUUGUCCUACCGUCUAAGGCGGCAACGCGUGUUAUCAAAGCCCACGAAUCCACCCAAUCCAUUUUUCAGCCCAGUCAAGACAGACCUUGGUAUCGAUGCAAGCGUUGCCAUGAAUCUAGUCCUACCCUGACGGGUAUCAAGCAACAUUUAAAGGCAGGCCACGAUAUCGAAAGUACAACAGAAAUAGCCGAGAGUUUCCGCUUUAUGGGUUAUGUGAACCUGGAAGGGCCAAUUCCUGUUAGAGUUAUCCCCCAUGGAGUUGGAGAGGGGGAUUUGGAGGCCAACUUUCGAGUCUCGGAUUUGUACCUCAAGUAGGCUUGUUCGCCGAAUGGGGUUGACCGUAUUGGUCGAACCCAACAUACACCUUAAAGACUACCUUAACUAUCGCAACUUCGCGCACGUUUAAACUGACAACUUGCUCCUUUUUUUCCAUAUUUUCUUUCGUACUUUAUCAAUAACCUUCGAGUACGGUAAUAGAUUAGUUACUCCUGUAGUUUUUAUGUUAGGCAUCCAAUACACAAGUUACAUUACUCCGACACCGUCGCAGGUU